AUGGAGGCGGAAGAGGCCCCGGCGYCGGCCAAGGUGUCGCUGCGGACGCCCAAGUGCUCGCGGUGCCGCAACCACGGCUUCGUGGUGCCGGUGAAGGGCCACGCCGGGCACUGCCGCUGGAAGCUCUGCCUCUGCGACAAGUGCGCCCUCAUCACCGAGCGCCAGAAGAUCAUGGCGGCGCAGAAGGCGCUGCGGCGGCAGGCGCCCGACCCCCCACCCAGCGACGCGCCGGGCCCUGCGGCACCAGCCAACGGCCCGGGGGCGGCCAGCGGCCCCGAGCAGGGCGGCGCGGUGGCCAAGGGCACCCCGGCCGCUGGCGGCAGCGGCAAGAGCAUGGCGCGCCGCGGGGCCCCGCUGCCGCCGUCCCCCGCCGGCGCUGCCCUCUGGGACUACGCUCACCGAACUUUUCCUCCUGAAUACGUGGUUAACCCUGAGUACUUGGAGAGAGAACCUCUGAAGGUCUACCCUGGGCGUUCUGGGGUGUAUCCUUACCACCCCUUUCCCGUGGGAUUUGCUAUCAAUCAGUCAGGCUGUAGGGGAGCACCAUCACCUCCAGGGAUAUCCCUUCAAAGAGGCUUCCGACACAUUCCCAGCAGCUAUGGGCCCGGCAGUGCAACAUCUCUGUCAAUUCCAGAUGGAGGUGGAGAUUUUCAUCAAGGAUAUUACACUCCUCUGCCUCAGUUUAUUCCACCAAGUUUCCUGCCAGGGAUUCAUUACGUUCCACCUCCUCUUCCAAUCAAUGUGUUGACUGAAACAACCAAGGAAACACGGGCUACAGCAGCUGACAGUCAGGAUUCAGAGGUGGGCUGUGAACGUGCCCAGCUGUCUUGCCCGGAAGAAACAGACAGAGAUCAAACUGCAUACCCUAAAAAUUAAAUGGCCUGGAGAAGACCUGAGUAGCAGGCAACACUGUUUUCACUGCUGAGGGGAUUAUUGAUUAAUAGGGGUGUAGAGCAACACUUAAUUAAGUAACACUUAAUGAGCAGCCACAUCAGCUGGAAGGAGAUCAGUUUUCUGCAUCACUUUAUGAUCAUGUUAGAGCUAUCAGCAUCACAGCUCUACCCUUCCUCCUUAAGCAGGAAGAACCAGCAGAAAAUUACAACUCUAAGGGCUGGUUCCGCUCUUGAGGCUGCCUCAUACCUCUCUGCCACACACACUCCGGGUAGCCUUCUCCUGCUCACAGCAGUGGUCAGAAAUGUGUUGUUUCUAUAUCUAUUUGCUGUAAAGAAAACCUGGUUCUGAGGAAGUUCUGAGUUAAGUGAUGCAGUGCCCAAAGAUGGGGUAAGAGAGCAUGGAAGACAGUCUGGAUGCUGAUUGACAUGACUGAUCAGGAACAUGAUUCCUUGGCGGUCCUCACGCAGAGGCAGUAGCAGAUAUUUGGUACACUUGUCAAGGAGGGAUUGAGAGGGAUUUGUGGAAAAGCCUGAUCAUCUCUGCUGAAAUCCAGUACCUCCUCACUGUUUUUCAGGUUAACUGCCUUUAGGGCAUCUUCCCUUCAGGUAGGGGAUAGACUAUUUGGAAUCACCUCUUACUACACAGGAUUUUGAGUGCCUGUGAUGGUUUAUACAUUAUUUCUAUGAUGCUUAACUCAGUACAACUGAAUAAACACUGCUCUUUGAUUCUGUAGGACUCAGGUGGGCAGCUAAAUGCCAAGAUUGGAAGUGUACUGAGGUUGGAAGUGUACUGUGGUGUAUCAGAAGAGUGGGAGAGAGAGACUAGGAGGCUCUAKUGCAAAACACCAUUUAGAAUGGUAAUUAGCUAAACCCAUAAAUGUUGUAUUUUUCGAUGAUAAUGUUUAGAUAAAAAUGAAAGGUGCUUACCUCUACUGUUUAGCUGUAAGGAACUGUUUUGUAUUAAGUGAAUCUAGUUGUUAAUGUUUGAAUAACUUUAGGAGAACUUUUGAAUAAUUAAAAAUGAUAUAUUAAAUUGUUCAUACAGUUUUGAUGAUAUGAGGCUUGUGUAUCUACAUGUAAGUUUUCUAGGCAAAUUUCAGAUGAUCUCCUGAACAGCUGUGUGUAACAAGCCUGACUGCAAAGAGAUUUAGACUUCAGUAUUUUUCUCCUACAUCAACUGCUGCUGUAGAGGUGAGAAAUAAAAAUAUUCUUCUUUUCUGUUGCUUACAGUAAUAAUCCCUUGCUCAGUGCAAGAUAUAAAGGAAUAGUAUUAAGCUGAAAAAAACAGAGUACCUAAAGGUAGUAGAUGAUCUGCUGGAAUGUUUCCCCUCUGGGAUGACUUGCGGCGCACAGACAGGGCUUUUCAGGGGCAGUGAGUAGAAGGGGCACACUUAAAAUUGCCAGAAAGAGAAACUAAAAAACACAUGUACCUGUAACAAAUAAUCUG
Messenger RNA from Nothoprocta perdicaria, 2340 nucleotides. It is a transcript of the gene DMRTB1, whose product is annotated as DMRT like family B with proline rich C-terminal 1. Gene Ontology annotation, biological process: sex differentiation; regulation of transcription by RNA polymerase II; germ cell development. NCBI's taxonomy places the organism in Eukaryota, Metazoa, Chordata, Aves, Tinamiformes, Tinamidae. The record is from RefSeq and is a predicted model, not a curated record. Gene Ontology annotation, molecular function: RNA polymerase II cis-regulatory region sequence-specific DNA binding; DNA-binding transcription factor activity, RNA polymerase II-specific. Bases 1 to 876 code for a protein of 291 amino acids. Gene Ontology annotation, cellular component: nucleus. The transcript is spliced from 4 exons.